Salvia hispanica is the source of this 1456-nucleotide messenger RNA. RefSeq names its product putative vacuolar membrane protein YML018C. Gene Ontology annotation, cellular component: membrane. Lineage: Eukaryota; Viridiplantae; Streptophyta; Magnoliopsida; Lamiales; Lamiaceae. The record is from RefSeq and is a predicted model, not a curated record.
CCUUUUAAUUUCAUGAUAUUUUAUUAGGGUUCAUACAAGUUUAGACAUUUAGGAUCGACAAGAUAUCAAAGAUUGAAAAGCACUUUUUUUUACACAAUUUCCAUUAAAGAUUAUAUUUUUUGAUCUGGGUUUUUGUUGACGCUGUGAUGGAUUGUAGAUAUAAGAGUGGUCUGAUGUUGAUUGGCGUGGUGGUCUUCAUUUGGGUUUCCUCUGCUGAGGUCACUCAGAGAAUUUUCAGAGUGUAUGAGCAACCAUUUGCAGUGACAUAUCUGGGAGCUUCUUUAAUGGUGAUUUAUUUGCCUAUAUCAUUUGUGAAAGAGUGGAUGUGUAACUGCCUCAAGAGACGCUCGCCCGAAUCUCCCUUGGGCUACAUUGGAGGGCCGGGAUUCUUCGAAAUGGAAAGCCAAGAACCAUUCAGCAGAAAAGGCAGCGACUUAGACCUUUCUCAAUACGAGGAAGGAAUUGCUUUAGUUGGUGAACAUGGAGAUGGUGGUAGAGUUAUGAGAUAUAAAUAUGACCAAAUUGCUAAAUAUGGAUUCUACAUUGCACCUCUUUGGUUCAUCACAGAGUACUUAUCAAACGCUGCACUUCUACGUACAAGCGUUGCAAGCUCGACUGUUUUAUCGUCUACCUCAGGAUUGUUUACACUCCUGAUCGGUGCACUUCUUGGGGAAGACUCCAUCAAUGUAGCAAAGGCAGUUUCUGUGGUGGUGAGCAUUCUUGGUGUUGUGUUGACAACUCUAGGAGGGACUUGGGCCUCUGAUGACGACUUACAUCAGGAUUCGAGACGAACGUUCGUUGGGGAUGUUCUUGGGCUGCUAUCAGCCGUGUCGUAUGGCUUAUUCACAGUACUUCUUAAUAAAUUCUGUGGGCAUGAAGAGAGGAGGGUGCAGAAGCUGUUUGGUUAUAUUGGAUUAUCUACAAUUGUUUCACUUUGGUGGCUAAUUUGGCCACUCAAGGCUAUGGGGAUAGAGGCAGAGUCGACGCUUCCGAGUUCGGGUAAGGUGGCGGAGCUUGUGGUGGCCAAUGGACUGAUCGGAAGCGUGCUCUCCGACUAUUGUUGGGCGUUAAGUGUGGUGUGGACCACGCCACUGGUGGCGACUCUAGGGAUGUCUCUGACGAUUCCGGUGGCGAUGGUGUCUGACAUGAUCAUCCACGGACGACAGUAUUCGCUUAUCUAUGUCAUUGGCUCUAUUCAGGUAUUUGCUGGAUUUAUAAUAGCCAAUCUUUCUGAUUGGUUAUCAGCACUAUGAUCAUCUCAACACAAGAUUUUGCUAAGUUGUAGAUAGGUGUAUUACUAAAAAACUAGGAACUUUUUUUUCUGGAAAUGACUAAUGAAGAGAAAUAUUUUUAGGCAUUUCUCUUGACUAUGGGUGACAGAGGGGUUGCAUAUAUUAAAUGAAAAACGACUGUAUUUGUGAGAGUUUGUGGACUCAACAUUUAUGUUUUUAGGUAA